Fusarium subglutinans is the source of this 2949-nucleotide messenger RNA. RefSeq lists its product as uncharacterized. The coding region runs from base 1 to 2949 and encodes 982 amino acids. Lineage: Eukaryota; Fungi; Ascomycota; Sordariomycetes; Hypocreales; Nectriaceae. The record is from RefSeq and is a predicted model, not a curated record. The transcript is spliced from 7 exons.
AUGGGCUGGCCUCUUUCUUCCAAGUUUCGUGAGGACAGUACCGUCCGAGACAACAUGUUUGACCAGGCGACACUGGCUGCUCUUCAGUCUGCCUCAGGGCCCACUUCGAGCACUGUAACCCCUGACCGGACGGGCAACACAACCCCUUACAGUGUCUCAUCUCCUCCCAGAGGCAGACGCACUACGUCGGAUCUCAAGCGUAAUACCACUAGAUCACGGCCUGCUUCUAUUGCUCCUUCACGUCACUCCCUUAUGGGAGACUGUGAUAUCGCAGAUCCUUCUAUGGUCGCCAAGUAUGCUUCUCGACGUGCAACACUUCUUGGCUGGUUCGAUGAACCUGUCGAAAGAACUGUCGCCAACGGUGUCUCACUUACUGGCGUCGCCAUCAAAUCGGAGGAAGGCUAUGUCUUCCAGCCCGCAGAUGUUGAUCCAGAUCUUCAAGGCGCCAUCUCAAAGCUUGCUGUUGAAGCAUGUAUGUCCAUCUCAUCUGAGACACUGUCCAACAUCAUCAAGUCCAUCCCCCCAACCCAAAGAUCCCUUGUCUCAGAUGCAACUGGAGCCCGCAUCCCCAUCGUCCCCAAUUUGGCGGGUGUCACUGCCGAACUGUCUCACUACUCACGUGCAUGCAUCGCCCAUGAGGAACGGAUCGUUCUCGUUUGGUCUCAGGAUCCCAAGGCUAUCAUCAAUGUCGCCGAUCAUGUCCAACAGGAACUCUUCGACAUUACACGAACCCCCUCUGACGACCGGCUUGAUAAAGAAAUUCCCACUCGAUCGACCUCGACCCAGCGCAGCUCCAGCGUUGCACCAACACCUCCCUACGUUCGCGGUGGUCUCGAUGAGAAAAAUGAGAUCUUCCAACGUGCCGUUGCCCUCGAGGAGAAUGAAGACGAUGAGGACGACGUCGAGAGAGCUGCUGCUCCUCGGCCCAAGCUCAAGAUGCAUGCCUUCAAGGUCACUGUUGCUAUUAUGCUUGUUGUCGUUACUCAGUCACUAGGUGUCACCAAGCUCCUGAACGAGUACUACUGGGACGGAGACAUGACUCGCUUUGCCCUCGUCUCCACGGUCCCUCCUCUGACUCUCUUUUCCCUCUUCUUUUUCCUUGUUCUCGUCACCAGUCUGUUCCAGCUCUUCCUUCCCGUUAGUGUCUGUCUGAAGAACUCUCGCUUCCAUUCUGCUACCAAGCCCAACCCCAAGCGUCAUCGCGACUAUGAGCUGCCUCACAUCACCGUUCAGAUGCCUGUCUACAAGGAGGGUCUGAAGGGUGUCAUUGUGCCCACGAUGAUCAGUGUCAUGGCUGCCAUUGAGUACUACGAACAGAAGGGUGGCACGGCCUCUGUCUUCAUCAAUGAUGAUGGUAUGCAGCUCAUCCAGGAUGAUCUUGCCCAAGCUCGCAAGGCUUAUUAUCGUGAGAACGGUAUUGGUUACACUGCCCGUUUGCCCAAUGCCAAGUCACCAAAGAAGGGCUCAUGGUUCCGCCGGAGCAAAGAGUCAAGCACUGAGAACGUUGAGAAGCCCGAAUCCGAGAUGACACCUCAAGAGCUCUCCAACAAGAUUGGCUUCCAACGUCGCGGCAAGUUCAAGAAGGCCAGUAACAUGAACUACGGCCUUGCGUUCUCCAACCGCGUCGAGGAUGAGAUGGCUCGUUUGACUCAGCUAGAAUGUGACCAGCGUGGAUGCACCGAAGCUGAUCUGACUGUUGACGAUGAUAACCUCCUUUACGACCGUGCCUUGGCCAACAUGCUUGCCGAGGAUAAUGGUCGCACUUGGGCUGAGGGCAACAUUCGUAUCGGCGAAUUGAUUUUGCUCAUUGACUGCGAUACACGUGUCCCUGUCGACUGCCUCUACUACGGUGCCUUGGAGAUGCAUGAGAGUCCCGAGGUUGCCAUUCUUCAGCAUGGAUCCGGCGUCAUGCAGGUUGUUCACAACACUUUCGAGAACGGCAUCACCUACUUCACCAACGUCGUAUACACUGCUAUCAAGUAUGGUGUUGGUUCUGGCGACGUCUCUCCCUUCGUCGGUCACAAUGCCUUUCUCCGUUGGAAGGCCCUUCAAGACAUUGCCUUCACCGAUCCAACAGACAAUGACCAAGUCAAAUGGUGGUCAGAUUCUCAUGUGUCUGAAGACUUUGACAUCAGUCUCCGCAUCCAGAUGAAGGGUAUGAUCGUUCGUCUUGCGACUUAUCAUAACGGCGGCUUCAAGGAGGGCGUCUCCCUUACGCUCUAUGAUGAGUUAACUCGCUGGGAGAAAUACGCGUAUGGCUGCAAUGAGCUUGUCUUCCAUCCCUUCUAUCAAUGGUUCUACAAAGGUCCUGUCACAAGGCUGUACCUUCGCUUCCUCUGGAGCAACAUCCCCAUCACAAGCAAGGUUACUAUUACUGCAUACAUCUUUACCUACUACGCCAUUGCCUCUGGUCUCUUCCUGACGACUGCCAAUUAUAUCAUCAUUGGACUCUUCCCAGACAAGCUCGAUCACUUGUAUAUGCCUUCAUGGGGUAUCUGGCUGUCCCUUGUCGUGGUCUUCAAUGGUCUAGGUUCUAUCGCCUUCAGUAUGGUUCGCCAUCAGCUAAAGGAAGAGGUUUUUUGGAAAGCGUUACUUGAAGCUAUAAAAUGGCUGCCAUUCCUGAUCAUUUACUUUGGUGGUAUUAGCUUGAACUGUGCCAAAGCCUUGAUCUGUCAUGCAUGCAGCAUUAACAUUGAGUGGGCUUCAACCGCUAAGGAACCUGGACCGAGUGGUUUCUUUAUCGGGCUUGAUAAGAUGAUUGCAAGCUUUAAGUACACCUGGAUCAUCUGUGUCCUCAUUGCUGCUAUGAUGAUCUACUUUGCUGUCGGCGCACCUUGGGGAUACACCAUCACUCCUGGCCCGCACUCAACUGCUAUGGUAGCUAUAAUUCCGCUUGCUAUCCAGAUCUGCAGUGCCUUUUUUUUGCCCCUUACUCUUGGGUUAAACUAG